AUGGUUGUCAAUGUAAUCAGUUCACCACAAACUAUUGUAACAGCAACUACUCACGACAACGAUAAACAACAUAGUAUGACUUCAAAUGAAAUCUUUGAUUUAUCAUCAUUGCGUCGUCGAUUCGCUUCUCUUGCUAUUUCAUGUAUUCAUCGUGAAUAUCCAAACAAAAUCGCUCAUGUUCUUACGUCCGAUGCCGAUAUUCAAGCUCCGCAUAAUUUAACACCUGCAUUUUUUGGUUGCUUCGAUUGGCAUUCAGCUGUGCAUGGCCAUUGGCUUUUAGCACGUCUCGGUCGCAUUGACAAAAAUCUUACUUAUGAAUGCCGCCAAGCACUUAGAAAAAGUUUAACAAAAGAAAAACUUCAAGAUGAAGUAAAAUAUUUAAGUUGCGAACAACGCCAAACUUUCGAGCGACCUUAUGGUUUAGCAUGGCUCUUACAAUUGGUUAUGGAGUUAGAUGAAUGGACGCAAGAAGAAAUUGAAAGUUCUGAAGAAAUUCUUGAGUGGCGUGAAAAUAUUCGUUCACUUGAAUUGCUCGUCGUCAAUCGUUUAUCGUCGUGGCUUCCAAAACUAUCGUACCCUAUUCGUAGUGGUGAGCAUAGUCAAACAGCUUUUGCACUUGGUCUAUCUCUUGAUUAUGCUCGUCGUGUCAACAAUUCAAUAUUUGCACAACUUAUCGAACAAAAUUCGUUGAGAUUCUUCUUUUCAGACAAAUUAUAUCCAUUUACUUAUGAGCCAUCAGGUGAAGAUUUUCUUUCGGCUGGUCUUGCUGAAGCUGAUCUAAUGCGGCGUGUUAUGACCAAGAAUAAUUACGAAUUUUUACAAUGGUUUAAUGAAUUUUUACCUUUUGCAAAUCUGUCAUCAAGCCUCGAGCCUCCAUCAAUCCUAGAUCCAACCGAUCCGAAGUUAAUUCAUUUAGCUGGAUUAUGUCUUAGUCGAGCAUGGAUGUUAGAAGGAAUUAUUCAAGCAUUACCAGAAAAUACUGAACAACGCAAUCAAUUGUAUGAAUUACAUAGAAGAAAUGCACAAGCAGGUUUAACAGCUAUCGAUGAAAGUCAUUAUGAAGGAGGGCAUUGGCUUGGUACUUUUGCUGUAUAUUUAAUAACACAGCGAGGAAUUAAUUGA
This is a messenger RNA of Rotaria socialis, 1122 nucleotides long. Lineage: Eukaryota; Metazoa; Rotifera; Eurotatoria; Philodinida; Philodinidae. The record is from the annotation of a GenBank genome assembly.